Messenger RNA from Trichomonas vaginalis G3, 1299 nucleotides. Its product is annotated as delta zeta tubulin-like domain-containing protein. The record is from RefSeq and is a predicted model, not a curated record. Gene Ontology annotation, biological process: mitotic cell cycle; microtubule cytoskeleton organization. Gene Ontology annotation, molecular function: GTP binding; structural constituent of cytoskeleton. Bases 1 to 1299 code for a protein of 432 amino acids. NCBI's taxonomy places the organism in Eukaryota, Parabasalia, Trichomonadida, Trichomonadidae. Gene Ontology annotation, cellular component: microtubule; cytoplasm. The transcript has a single exon.
AUGACUCAACUUAUUGCAUGCGGUGUAGGUCAAUGUGGUGUACAAAUGGCCUCAUCAUUCACAGAGACUUAUAUGAAAGAAGCGCAAAAUUACGUUGAUCAAGACGCUUUUCACAGAUUAUUUUAUGAAACAUCAGAUCAUCAAUACAUAGCAAGAACAGUUUUAAUCGAUACCGAAAGAAAAGCUAUAACAGAUAUAUUAAGCGAUAAAUUUGCUACACGAAACUGGAAAUAUGAUAAAUGUUCUAUCUGGGCAGAAGGCUGUGGUUCGGGAAAUAACUGGGCAUAUGGUUAUGAUAAAAACGGAUUCGCCGCUAAAAAUGAAGUUAUGGAUAGACUUCAACAUCAAGCAGAAAAAUGCGAUCGAUUUGGAGGAUUUCUAUUCUUCCAAUCAUUGGGAGGUGGCACGGGUAGUGGACUUGGAUCGAGAAUUACCGAAUGUGUUCGUGAUACCUUUGGUCCACGCGCUCAAAUCGUUAAUAAUGUUGUCUGGCCAUACACUUUUGGCGGUGUUAUGGUUCAGAACUAUAACUCGGUUCUUUCACUUGCUGCUUUGAUCAAAAAUAGCGAUGCUGUCGUUGUUACUUAUAAUGAUACCCUUCAUGCUAUUUGUGCUGCUCAAAAAGGACCUGAAAAUGUUACACUAGCUGACAUGAAUGAUGUAUUCUCGAGGAAUUUAGCUGGUUUGCUCUUACCCUCAUACGAAUUAUGUACAGUUCCUAUUUGGAGCCAACCACUUUCGCAUUUGGUUCAGAUUCCGACACGAAGACUACUUCAUAUAUUCGGAUAUCCAAUUGAAUCUGAUGUUGCUCAUGGAUUUUCGAAUUAUAAUUGGAGUUCAUUGAUUGAUAAUGUCCUUUCCAUGGUUGCUACCGGAAACUUUGUCGGUAGGUCAAUUCGUCAGAUCAGAUCCAUCAUAGAUCCUCGCAGACAGCUUCCAAUUAAGAAAUGUGAUGCAAUUUGGACUGUUUUCAGAGGCAUUGAAACGAACCAAGCUAAGCAAUAUAUGUUGAACCAUGACAUAAUGAAAUGCCAACAUUUCUUCCCAGCUGAUAACGAUGAUCCUCUUCUUGUAUCGACAAGUACUAGAAAAUUCCUUGGAUAUGAUCAGUAUACAACUGUUAUGGCGAACUCUCAGGUGAUCAUUGACCCACUUGAAGAUCUACUUCAAAAAUUCCAUAAUAUGAUCGAAACAGGUGCUUACAUUCAUCAAUAUCUUGAUACCGGAAUGGAAAAGAGCAAACUUCAGGAAGAUAAACUCUUCCUUGAACAAGUUUUAUUUGAUUAUAAGACAAUGUAA